This is a messenger RNA of Pneumocystis jirovecii RU7, 2169 nucleotides long. RefSeq lists its product as uncharacterized. Gene Ontology annotation, biological process: telomere maintenance via telomere lengthening. Gene Ontology annotation, molecular function: double-stranded telomeric DNA binding. Bases 1 to 2169 code for a protein of 722 amino acids. NCBI's taxonomy places the organism in Eukaryota, Fungi, Ascomycota, Pneumocystomycetes, Pneumocystales, Pneumocystaceae. The record is from RefSeq and is a predicted model, not a curated record. The transcript has 9 exons.
AUGUGGAAUACUAAUACCACGCAAAAUUCUCUAGAAAACAUAAGUAAUAAUAAAAACUUUGAAGAAACAGUACAUGAACAAUUACAAAUACAGCAAAAAACAUUACCAGAAGAUCAACAAAAAAAUUGGAUAGAAACUUCUACAGAAGAAUUAACAAACAUAAAGACACCAGAAAAUACUACAGAAAAUUUUACAAACGAAAUUGCUAUUGCAGAAAAUGAUGUAAUUUCAGAAACAACAUAUGAAAGUGAUAGAUUCUUUCAAGAACAGUUUUCUUUAUCACCCUUUAAAAUUGACACAGAAACUCUAAUUAAAGAAGACAAUAAAGUGGAUAAUGCAUUAGAAACUGAACAUGGAAACAAAGAUAAUUAUAUAGACGUAGGUGAUUUCGAUGAUUUCGAUAUGAUACGGGAGAUGUUGCCUGACUUGCAGCAUCAUGCACUACGUCUCAUUAAUUUUCUUAUUCCUAUUAUUUCUUCUACCGUUUAUACUAAAGAGAUUACUGCUACUGGUACAAAAAUGUACAAAAAAAAGGAAUUUUUUCUACAGACCUUAAAAUUAAUUGUUUCGCAAUAUACACAUGCACAUUAUAUAAAUUUAUCACAAUUCUUAAACCGUUUAUCAGAAGACGAGGUUCAUACUUUGCUUUUUGCUAAUGCAGCAUUGCUUUUAUCUGAACUUUAUAACCCUCUUUCUGAACCUCCUACAUUUGAAGAUUUAACACAACAGUAUAAUUCAUUAUAUGAAAUAAAUCAACAACUUCCUUUCAUAUUUAACAUUGCAUUUUCGAAUCUAUAUUUGCAGAUAAUUGAGUUACGAACACAAUUAUUUAUACAUGCAAUCUGGCUUAAUAAAAUAUCAAAAGACCAUGAGGAAAAUUUUCAAUUUAAUGAAAAUAACGAAUUAAAAAAGUAUUUUAUGAAUGAAAAUGACUUAUUUGAAAUAUCAAAAGAAGAUAAAAAAGCAUAUAACGAUGCAUGUAUAGAAAGAGUAGAAAAGAUACAACACAUAAGAAAAUUUUCGACUUUAGAAGCUUUAAUUGAAGCAUUUCCAUGGCAUAAUUUUAUUAAAUUAACGACAAAAUUUAUAGAAAAAAAUAUAUUAGAUUUAUUAAAUGAACCCAAGGCAAAUAAAUUAAGUCCAAAAAAUUAUAAAGAGGAAAAGACAUCAAUUAUACCUUUUAAUUCACAAUUUUCAGAAGAUUCUAAAAAUGAUGACAAGAAUCUUAUAUAUUCGUUAGAACAGAAAGAACAUAUUUUUAAUUCGGAAAAUGAAGGAGAAAUUUCAGCAAGUGACAUAAAACAUCUUAGUCAAAUAGUUUUAGACGUUCAAAACGAUGAUGUUAAACAUAUUGAAAAUAAUAAUCAAGAUUCUAAAUACAUAAAAAACUUUUUUGAUAAACAAAAAGAUUAUCAAAAAAUUAUGUGGGAACUUCAAAAUGAGAAUUCUAAAUCACUAAAAAAGAGAAAUUCAUUCCAAGACACAUUUAAUAAUCCUAAUAUAUCUAUUCAAUAUGAAUCCGAUUACAAUAGGAAGAAAGAAAGACAUAUAAAACAUAGCCUAUUACCUUCUAUUUCAACAAAAGCAAAAAAUCUAAAAAGUGUACAAAAUUCUGAAGAAAAUUUAAAAACAGAUGCAGUAUUCUUUACAUCAUCUGAUAUGUCUUCCGAUUCAGAAUUUAAUUCACCACUUAGUUCACCUCCUAUUAUACCUUCUAUUUCGGCACAAAUUGCCAUGGAACUUUAUAAAAAGUCUCUUGCUAUUCAAGGAUUAAGUUCUACUUUAAUUAUGAAUAAAAAUAAUGUACAAUCUACCGACAAUACAGAGGAAAAAAAACAUAGAUUAAUUAAAAAUUCAUAUCAGAAUUACAGUGAUCUUAAGCAACAUUUUCAACUUAAUAAAGUUCGUAGAAAAGAAUAUAAACAUCAACAUAGAGUACCUUGGUCAGAAGUCGAAACUAGUUGUUUAAUGAAAGCUAUAGAAGAGCAUGGAUCGCAGUGGUCUUUCAUAUUAUCUCUUUACGGACCUAAUGGAACUCUAAGUAGGGAUUUGGCCGAAAGGGGACAAGUUCAGCUUAAGGAUAAGGCAAGAAGUAUCAAAGAAGAAUAUAUUAGGGCUCAAUGGAAACUCCCACCUGGUUUCGAAUCUAUUACUUGUAAAUAUGAUUAA